CUAAUUUCCUUUUUCAAAGAGGAUAGCAACAUCAUCUUUUGUUUAUUAUGCAGGUUUCUUUCAAUUCAUUUUCUGUAUGAUUAGGACCUUGAUAUUUUUCCUUGCUCCCACUCAGCAAGACUCGUAAUUGGUUAAAGUCUCCUUGGCGUAUUAUUUUUGAACUUUUGGCAAGAAUGCUGCUCAUAUCACAUGCAACCGUUUUCUUGAUUUGUCUUUGCAUGCGUGUCAUAUAGUAUAUAGAGACGGUAGUCAUUUCUCCAAUAUACAACCUUUCUGAAAAAAAGAAAUGGAUAUUCUCUAUACCAUCUUCACCUGUAUAGCUAUCUUGUUAUUCAUUUGUGUGACUCCUAUUUUAGUUUUAAUAGUAAGGAUCUAUGCUGGCAAGUCAAUCAGAAACCCCAAAUAUGCACCAGUGGUGGGAACUGUGUUUCAACAACUGAUCUACUUCAACAGACUCUAUGAUUAUCAAACAGAAGUGGCUAAAAAGACCCCUACUUUCCGGCUUCUGGCGCCGGAGCAGAGUGAAACAUAUACCACUGAUUCACGAAAUGUUGAACACAUUCUUAAGACCAACUUUGGCAAGUACUCUAAAGGCAAGCGCAAUCAAGAGAUAUUUAAGGAUUUGUUUGGCGAAGGGAUAUUCGCCGUGGAUGGUGAGAAAUGGAAGCAGCAGAGAAAGCUUGCGAGCAUCGAGUUCUCAACUAGGGUCUUGAGAGAUUUUAGCUGCACAGUUUUCAGAGAAGGAGCAACCAAAUUGGUCAGCAAGGUUUUUGAGUUCUCUCUUGCCAACAAAUUUUUUGAUAUGCAAGAACUGCUAAUGAGAUGCUCCCUGGAUUCAAUAUUCAAAGUUGGCUUUGGAGUGGAUUUGAACUGCCUGGAUGAAUCAAGUGGAGAUGAUAAUGAAUUCAUCAAGGCCUUUGAUGAUUCAAAUGCAUUAACAUAUUGGCGUUAUGUCGAUCCAUUCUGGAAGCUUAAGAGAUACUUCAACAUUGGCUCUGAAUUUAUCCUGAAAAAGAACAUCAAAUUCAUCCGAGAAUUCAUUGAUGAACUGAUUAUAACAAGGCGCAUACAGCUAGAAAUGAAACAAGAAUCUAUGGAUAAGGAGGACAUACUCUCAAGGUUUCUGCUAGAGAGUAAGAAGGAUCCAGAGAAAAUGACUGAUCAGUAUCUCAGAGAUAUUAUACUGAAUUUCAUGCUUGCCGGCAAAGAUAGUACUGCUAAUACUCUUUCAUGGUUUUUCUAUGUGCUCUGCAAGAACCCCUUGAUCCAAGUAAAAGUUGUUGAGGAAAUAAGUGAAGUUGUUGGGAGUAACAUAAAUGAUAAUGGAAGUGUGAAUGAUUUUGUAGCAAGUAUAACAGAAGAAGUCCUUGAGAAAAUGCAGUAUCUUCAUGCGACAUUGACAGAGACCUUGAGGCUAUACCCCGCUGCCCCAGUGGAUGGCAGGUGCGCGGACGUGGAUGAUGUUCUUCCUGAUGGAUUUCACAUCAGAAAGGGGGACGGAGUCUAUUAUAUGUCCUAUGCAAUGGGGAGAAUGCCUUACAUUUGGGGUAAUGAUGCUGAGGAUUUCCGACCAGAAAGAUGGUUGAAAGAUGGGAUUUUCCAGCCAGCGUCACCAUUCAAAUUCAUAGCAUUUCAUGCCGGUCCAAGAAUAUGUCUAGGCAAAGAUUUUGCCUACCGGCAAAUGAAGAUAUUAGCAAUGGCUCUUCUCCAUUUCUUCAGGUUCAAAUUAUCCGAUGAUACGAAAGAAGUAACUUAUAGAACCAUGUUUACACUCCAGAUCAAUGAUGGGCUUCCAGUUCAUGCGGUUCCAAGAAGAGGAUUUGUAGAAGCCUGAAAUACAGAAGACACUUCCAAUGUUUUUUUAAACUAAUUCACAGAAGUCAUGACUGUACAUUUCCACCAUAUGAACUAUAAGUACAACUAUUCACAACUUUGUAACUAGAAAUUGAUGCUAAUAUUUCAUCAAGCUCUUGAUUUCGUCUUAAAAGGAAUGGCUUCAUAUUA
Molecule: messenger RNA, 2004 nt
Organism: Lycium barbarum (goji berry)
Lineage: Eukaryota; Viridiplantae; Streptophyta; Magnoliopsida; Solanales; Solanaceae
Product: cytochrome P450 704C1-like
Exons: 5
Coding region: 287-1834 (515 amino acids)
Molecular function (GO): oxidoreductase activity, acting on paired donors, with incorporation or reduction of molecular oxygen; monooxygenase activity; heme binding
Source: RefSeq, a predicted model, not a curated record